Messenger RNA from Xenopus tropicalis (tropical clawed frog), 1224 nucleotides. RefSeq names its product hydroxysteroid (17-beta) dehydrogenase 11 (gene hsd17b11). The record is from RefSeq and is marked provisional. Gene Ontology annotation, molecular function: estradiol 17-beta-dehydrogenase [NAD(P)+] activity. NCBI's taxonomy places the organism in Eukaryota, Metazoa, Chordata, Amphibia, Anura, Pipidae. Gene Ontology annotation, cellular component: endoplasmic reticulum; lipid droplet.
GUGCAGUCUAUACUCCCCCCCCCACACACACACAUACUGUAUAGACGUAAGAGCAAGACGAAGCACGAUGCAUGUUUUACUGGAAAUUGUGUGGCUGCUGCUUGUUAUUGUCUAUUCAUACUUGGAAUCCUUUGUUAAACUCUUCAUUCCACUGAAAAGGAAAUCUGUGAAAGGGGAAGUUGUGCUGAUCACAGGGGCUGGACACGGAAUAGGAAAGAUCACAGCGCAAAUAUUUGGUGAACUUGAAAGUGUACUGGUUCUGUGGGACAUAAACAAGCAAGGAGUUGAGGAGACUGCUGAAAAGUGCAGAAAGGGCGGAGCUAAAGUUUAUACUUAUGUUGUGGACUGCAGCAAGCGUGAAGAAAUCAACACAGCGGCCAACAAGGUGAAGCAAGAAGUUGGCGAUGUUACGAUCUUAAUAAACAAUGCCGGGAUUAUUUUCUGUGCUGAUGUUCUAACACUUCAGGAUCAGCAAAUUGAAAAAAUAUUUGAAGUGAACAUACUAGCUCAUUUUUGGACCACAAGAGCUUUUUUACCUUCGAUGCUAAGGAACAAUCAUGGACACAUUGUUACAGUUGCUUCAUCAGCAGGUUUUGUUGGUGUUCAAUUCAUGGUAGACUACUGUUCAACCAAGUUUGCUGCACUUGGUUAUCACAAGGCCCUGACAGCUGAACUGUUGGCAUUGGGAAAGUCUGGAAUCAAGACAUCAUGUCUUUGUCCUGUUUUUGUUGAUACUGGCUUUGUGAAAAACCCAAGCUUAAGACUUGCUCCUGUGUUGCAGCCGGAAGAGGUUGCACAAACCUUGGUGGAUGGUAUUUUAAUCAAUAAGAAGAUGAUUUGUGUUCCUUCUUCUGUUUCACUUGUUCCAGUGUUGGCAUUUUUCCUUCCAGAGCGUGCUUUGAAUGCUUUGAACGAAUUUCAGAAUUUAAAGUUUGAAGCCAAAGUUCAUAGCAGAGAUAAGGAUAAGUAGAUUUACUCUACAUUCAUGUGUUCACCAUCAAGUGACAGUAUAUGGAACUGUGCUAUCACCAACUGCUGACACACUCAUUUAUUACAGAGGACUAAUACAUUUCCAUGAGUUACGUGGUUUUAUUACAUCUUUUACAGACUUUCUAGUCUUUUAAUUUUCUAUUAAAAAAACUAAUAUGAAUUGCAGUUGUACAGCUAUUCGCUCACUGUAAUCCCUUGGAUCUUUAUUAAACCGUUCAUACUUUUUAUUAUGUA